This is a messenger RNA of Rotaria socialis, 2469 nucleotides long. The record is from the annotation of a GenBank genome assembly. Lineage: Eukaryota; Metazoa; Rotifera; Eurotatoria; Philodinida; Philodinidae.
AUGUUAGGUGACCAGAAAACCGUUGUUUUACGAGGUGGAGCUCCUUGGGGUUUUCGACUUUUGGGUGGUGGCCAAACGCCCAUUUAUAUUGCUAAGGUUCGAAGUCGAAGCAAGGCAUCAUUUGGAGGUCUUGCAGCGGGUGAUACAGUUAUUUCAGUGAACAGUGUACCUGCAUUACAACAUUCAUUACGUGAAAUAAACGAUAUUAUUGAUACUGUCCGUGAUCAAUUGGUUAUUGAAGUACAAGGUGCAACAAGUACUCGGGGUUUACGACUUGAUUCAGGUUCGAGUAUAGACACAAGAGAAAGCAGUCCUGUACGCCCAAUACAACGGUUAACGCCUCAACCAAGGCAAAUGGAUUACCGUCAAUAUACAUCAGCACGUAAUACGCCAACCUAUCCAUCGUACGCAUCAACAACAGGUGCUAACUAUUUCAAUGCAGCUAACGUGAUGAAUGGCGGCGAUCAGUAUUAUGCCGAUUCUUACGGUCGUUCAAUGGGAACUCCAUCACCAGCUAUAUUUCGUACAGCAACUAUAACAACUAAUUCACCACCAACACCAAUAGCGACGGCACGAGUACAACAAUUUAACAAUUAUCGUCCGUCAACAUCAAAUAAUACUUAUGAUACACCACGUAAUUACAAUGGAACAAUUGCCAGCGGCUAUUUAUCUGAUACCAAUGAUCUUCGUCGUUCAUCAAUAUCUGUUCGUCCUAUGAAUGGAGCAUCAAACAGUAAUCGACAUUCUGCUAUUAAUCAACAAGCCUAUCUUACACCCUCAUACAAUUCAAAACUGUCAGCAAACAACGAUCAAAAUUAUUUUAGUGAUUCAGAAUAUGUUACAUCUGGUCCACGUUAUUAUAAAAUUAGUCGACAAGCAAGUACAACUCGGCGACCAAGUAACGUUGUUUUACCGAUUCGUUCAAUAACAAGUAAAGCAUAUGAUCAAUAUGUACCACCCGAACAGCCAAUGCCACAACAGCAAAUUUUUGACGUAUAUCGUUAUCAACAAGAACAGCAACGUCUAGAACGAGAACGAGAACGUGAAAGACAAGAACGCGAACGUGAAAGGCAAGAGCGCGAACAACGAGAACGUGAAAGACAAGAGCAAUUACAACGACAAUUAUAUCAACAGCAAAAGCAACAACAACAACAACAACAACAAGCGAUGGCUGCUCGAUUCCAUCCACCGCCUAAAAUUAACUUGCCGCCUCAAACAUCUAUAAUCGACCAUGAAAUCGGUGCUGAAUUAUAUAAAUCACCUAUUGUUAAUAAGAAGCGUUAUGCUGAUUCAACCUUCUUUAAAACUCCGUUUAACACGUAUCCAACUAUUGAAGAACAAAAACGAAUGGCUCGUCAAAUAGCAUCGAUUCUUGAAGGUGGUGAUCCGACCCAAAAAGGCUCCACUAAAUUUGAAAAGCAACGUCAACGAGUAGAAAAAUUUACUAUUGAAUCUGAUACAGCUAAUUAUCGACCGUUACGUCCAUUACAAACCAAUGGCUCAUUAUAUUCGCAUCAACAACAGCCGAAUUACAAUUCAGCUGAUGUGCCCGAUUGUAUUAGACACAGUUUAGAUGAAGCUCAAUAUAUAAAUCCAUUACGAUAUGUUGGUGCACCGGAAGAAUUUAAACAAAUUCAUAUGCAGGAACAUGUAACACAUACCAAUGUUCCGCCGCAAGCUGCGAUGAGUCUUGUUGCUGAUUUAAAUCAAAGUCGAAGUAAAGGUGCAGCAUUAUUCCAAAAACGUAAAGCUCGUUCGGAAAAAUGGGUUAUCGAUGAGAAUAAUGUUAAAAAGCAAGGCUAUCAACCAACACUAAAUUUUAUUGGGUCAACAAGUAAACCAUGGGGUCAACGUGCACCAUCAUGGUCCGACAGUGAAGGACCAAGUUUUUCACCGAUACGGCCGACAUUCAAUCCUACUUCUGGUUCAGCCUUUCCUGAGCCAGUUAUGUCGCCUACACCGACACCACCAAUGCCCCGCUAUGGAGAUUUUAAUGCUAAACCAAAAGGAUUUGGUACUUGGCAUGCAGAGAACCUAUCACCACGUGGAAGUAUUGAUGCACGAAAACCGCUGAAUCUUAAUAUUGAGCCAAGUAUUCGUGAAGGCAUUGCUGAAUCACAUACACGAAGUGCAUCUCAACCUUGGUCUCCACCAAAUAAUCCUCAAUUUAUAUUUUCUCCUAAUCAAUCACAAACUACUACUACUAAUAAUAAUAAUAAUUUCAAUUAUCCGUCUGAAAGUCUUCUUUCGAAAUGGAAAAGUCAAGAUUAUCCAUCGAAAAUUCAAGAUCAACGUCAAUCACACACACCAAUGAACAAUGAUGGUAAUGACAAUUUCCGUCAACGACUCACGCCACAGAAUCAAUCAUAUUCAUACAAUGGUUUCAAUCAACGAAACAGCAAUAAUCCUAGUCCAAAUCCAUAUAAUAUAUCUCAGCGAUCGCAACAACAAAAUUUUACCGAUCUUUAA